AUGGAUUUGCCUUCCACAUCCAUCGCUGACUAUGAAAACGUGAUCAAAGUGGCAGAGACCGGAGGUUGGCCAGCUGCCCACAUCGGCCGCUCAGUUCCUGUACACAGAGAGGAAGGAGGAGGAGGAGGAGGAGGAGGAGGAGGAGGAGAAGGAGGAGGAGGAGGACGAGGAGGAGGAGGAAGGGGAGGAAGAUCAGGUAUAAAUUGUGCAGGCCAUCCUCAAAGGGAAGCCACGGUAUCCCUGAGCCGUUUGAUGAAUGAAGAAUAAGAAGAAGAAGUUAGUUUGUUUUAACGGAAAAAAUUCGAUGGGCAUAUGUUUGUCUCAUUACUUCCCCAUAGGUUUCUUCUUUUCCUUACGCCAAACAGGUUUACUACCUUUCCGAACAAGUAGCUGUAGCUGGUCUGCUUGAAACCGCAUUUAUACACCUGGUCAAACACGAGGAGAUUGAAGCGAAGUCGCUUUUUUGAAGUUUUCGCAUUUUUGCCGGGAUUUCAUGGUCUGCUUUUAUGCCUACGACGUUGACUUCAACGAACUGACGAGAGUUCUUCUGUUUCCUUUGCCUUUUUUAACGGACUGCUGUCUCAUCCUCUCAGGAGAAUGAGGCCUUUGUUCGUGAGCAGGCUGCCAACUUUUCAGAGGAGUUUCGUCUCCUGAAGAUUUGGCAAGACCAACCGACCCCCAAGCUCACCUCCGACUCUGCACAAGCCUCCGUCAUACCGCGAGGACACUGGAAGAUCCAAAGGCAUCGGCGACGAUGUGUCGUGCUUCGUCCGCAGCAACCUCGAAAAGGACUUGACUGUCGUUUUUGUCGUUGCCUGUUUCACGGUAUUAAAAUCGGACAAUUAAAAACUUUUUGAAACAGAAUAAUUCCCUUCCUUCGAGUAUAAAAUGGAAAGAAGACAUGUUUUUGCCUUCCACGCCCAUCACUGACGAUGAAAACGUGAUCAGGGUGGCAGGGGACGGGGGUUCGCCAGCAGCCCACAUCGGCCGCCCAGUUGAUGUAGACAGGUAGGAAGGAGGAGGAGGAGGAGAAGGAGGAGGAGGAGGAGGAGGAGGAGGAGGAAUGGGAGAUAUGGAAUGCACAGGGUCAGUACAGGUUGACAAGGACUGAUUCAGACUAAUUGUGCUGUGACUGCUGGCUUUUUGUCGCAACUGCCUGGGCUACUUGCGGUCCUAAUGUUACGGUGCAGACAGAUCAUUGCGUGGCACCGAUAUACUCCGGAUGACGAUCCACAAUGCCGGUGGCGCCAGAUUCAAGGACGCAAAAUCACUCGCGAUCAGCGUGCAAGCAGCGCACACCCUCGGUCGCUGCAGGCCCAUCUGGCUAUAUAUAUUGAGCAGCUGAAUAUUACACCGUGCAGGACGUCGUAUCCUCUGUCUCCGUUGAAGCUACUCCAGCAUGGAAGCCUUCUAUGGAUCGUGGAAAUUGGAAAGCAGUGAUGACGUGAGUGUGUUAGCUAGACGCCUGGGUGCCGAAAUACCCAAGGAGAAAUUGGCCCAAAUGUCGGAUUCGAGCCUGGCAUUCUCCCCAGGUGCCGCCGCCGACCAGUACAACAUGCAAGUAAAAAUGGGCCCUAUGACUCGCGACACGAAGUUCAAGCUGGGUGAGAAGUUUCAACACACUACAAUGGAUGGUCGACCCAUUAAGGCAAGAUUCUGACGUAGCUUUCAUUCAUAUUUCAUACGUGUUUUUAUUGAGCCAUCUCUCCGUAACAUUGGUGCUAUUAAAUUUGCCAGUUUUCUAGGCUAAAUCUCGCCACUAAUCUCGACCAGAGCAAAUGGACAGCCAAUUCCCUGUAUUCAGAUUUAUUAACACCCGAAUGUGAAACUCUGGCGAGAGUUGCAGUUCAAAGUAUAAACUGGUUUGUAUUCACUUUCGUGGAACAAUUAAAACAUACGUACUUAAUUAAUAUGCAUGCAUGUAUAUGUGCAUGUGCAUAAGUCAGAGUGGAGAGGAAAUAUGCUGGAAGUAAAUUCGGACUCUUUUGCGUUCACCUAGCCAUUCAUAACUCAUGCGAAACCUGUUUGCGUGGGGAAGCCAAUGGAUCUCUUUGCAUCCCGUCCUGAGUUAAUGCAUACGUUUAUAUAUGGCAAUACGUGCAUAUGAUCUUCAGAGCGUACCAUCACAAUUAUUUGGGCGGCCAAGUUUGAAAGCAAAUGUGUGUGAUGACUGAGCCAAUUCAAAAUAGACGAUAAUUUUGUGUUCACAUACUUUGUAGAUGACUAUUACACUGGAGGGCAACAAAUUGACAAUUACUCAGGAAGGGGAGAGAACAAUGCUCAUUGAGUGCGUUGUGGAUGGUAAUAAAUUAACAACGGUGAGUCCAAACCAGUCAUCCUGCCUUUGAGUGAAAAUGAUACGAGGAUGCCCUAAUCAUGCACAACUUUCCUCUCGUAAAAUGCCGUUAAGAGUUCUCGAGGGACAUACUACCAGGACGAAGACCUGCAAUCAACAGUGGGACCUAUAGAGUGGUUCUUAACCAUAUAUGUAGCUGAAGGCAUUCCAGUGCAGAUGCGUCGACUGUCCCUAACAGCACCAGCACUGAUUAUGCAGAACUGUCCUCCUGUCAUUAGGAAAAAUAUCGAGGAUGCCAAAGCCCGAAGGCAGGAAAUAGACCUAGAUGGAGAAGUUGAACUGAGGCGACGGAGUUUACCCGCAGCUCAGUAAGCUGUCGGAGCAAGCCCUCUCACCAGGCCAGUGUCAACCGCAGUGCAUUCACCUAAGUUUCGCUGGGCUGUCGUCAAUGGGUGAAGGGAGAAUUGCAGCCGGCACCGCGGUAGCUACUUGCUGGAGAUUGUUACACGCACCAUAAUGGUGACUUACAGAUGAACAGGGCCACCCAAUAAGGCCUUUUGUGCGAGCCUGUCGAUUUGGAAAUGCUUUGGGCGUAGACUUUGGGAAAUACGAUUGUCCAUGGAAAUUCACAAUUCACGAAGCUUGCAAUUGGCGAUAUUUGAAGUCCUAGAAUUUGGUUGAGAAAUGUACAUGCGGCUAUUUUGCUAUUACAAUGGUCGUGAAAAAAGAACGAUCAGAAGUCUCAAGUCAUGUAUUUGGCAGGCGUACGUUUAGGUUCUUUGUAUUCACUUCAUGCCGGUAGUUAAUGCAAUUUUGAAUCCCGUUUAGUCAGCAUGUUCUCAGUGUUUUGUCUUGCGUAAAUUUCCCCCAGAUGCGAACUCAUUCAGAAAUCGCUUUGUUUUUCAUUUUGCAGACUAUGACAGUGUGCGACGUCUCUUGUGUUCGACACUACGUCAAGGUUUAAAUGUACAAAGAUUAAUAAAGGCAAAUUUAUUUUAACACAGCAUAUGCUUCUGUUCUUUGGGUGAAAUGCGCACUGGGUCCGCACUGACCUUUAUUAAUUAGCGUCUAACACGCUCCAUCAAGGUGCCAUCACCGUUCUAACCUAACCGCCUUUUGGGGCCAAAUAUGUGAAGGUCGAUUGGCCGAGAGAUUAAAAGUUCCACAGUCGUGAAUUACAUAAGCGGGAAGUCCUUUGGAGAUCGGUAUAAAUGAGUUGGAAGACUUUGCGAAAUACGUCUAAUUUACUCACUGACUGCGGGAUCCCCCAGCCUGCGUGAGGUGACGCAAAUAAUCCCAGUCUACCAUCGCCAAAAUCUGUUGGCUUUAGUCUGAACCGUUUAGGCAAUAAAUAAUAUUGCAUGAAUCGAAGUAUGCUUUUUUUUGAAGGUCAGGCAUUUCUGCAACACAGUUUAAUUCUGGAGAUUGGGGUGAAAAUGGUUCAUGCGCUACAGGAGUUUUAGUGCAGAGUUCGCAGCUUUUCUUAUGGUAGGUCAGGAAGUGAACGCUAGACCGUGUCCUCGAAUACGACCACCUCUUUGGAUUAAAUACUACAAGAAAUGUUCAGGCGCGUCUCUUCAAGCAACAUGUUGCCUAAGGAAGGUUGAGCCAGAGCAGGUAUUUCCCGUCGACCAAUGUCCUGGUCAAGCAUCGAGUUCGCGGAUGUCUGAAAUUCCGCGAAGAUGGUGAAUUUCGGGAUCCUGCAAGUCGUCCGCUGACCGGAAUCCUAGUCAUUUGAUAGACAGCGCAAUAAAGGACGCCUGUGCCUUCCUAAGUUCACCAUCGAGUAGGAUUGUAGCCACAAGUGCAAUGAGGAAACAUUUGUAGCAAAUAGGUGAAUUGCGUCAUAGUAAGGGUCAAACUCUUGCACAUCGACCCCACUCCCCCCCCCCCACGCACAGUCUUUCAGAAAGAGUACUCACGUGGAAAAGGAGUAUUAUACCGUUUGGAAAUGAGUUUGAACACAUUCUCUGGCCCCGAAAAAGAACUCAUCUACACCCUGCACAAAAUGACCUAUCGCCGCCGCACAACCGAGUUAGAGUUUAAGCACGAAUUUAGCGGCGUCGGCAAUCAACGCCGAUUAUUCUCUUAUUGAAUCGAUGAGUGUGUAAGGAGCAUUUUCGUCGAAGGCCCACUUCAUGCAAGCGUAAACCCACUCAAUUGGUUACCUCUAACUGUAAGUGCAGCGAGAAUCAAUCGAUCUGUUGCAGACCAAAAAAAGUAGAUCGAGAAUCCACACACCCGAGCACACAUGCUCUCGGCCUUCGAGAAAAUCAACAGAGAAGAAUCAGCAAAACUUCAAUGAGGUGGUAAAGUUGGUGGAGGAGGAGUGUGAGGGUGCGGAAGGGGAUAAUAUUGAGGAGGAGGAUGAGGAUGAGGGGGAGGAGGAGGAGGAAUGGGAGAUGGAGUGCGGUAGACGAGGCGCAAGUCUACUAUCACUUCAAACUGAUUCACUCGCAUGUCACCGUACCUGCCCUCACCUUGCAGCGGAGCACACGGUGGGCAUCGUCGGCAACGAAGGUCGAAUUUCAUACGAAAACGGUAAAGCUUGA
Messenger RNA from Spirometra erinaceieuropaei, 4848 nucleotides. NCBI's taxonomy places the organism in Eukaryota, Metazoa, Platyhelminthes, Cestoda, Diphyllobothriidea, Diphyllobothriidae. The record is from the annotation of a GenBank genome assembly.